AUGCUGAUACCCCCCGCGUUCCUGACGCUCCUUUCCUUUCUUUCCCUCGGCGCUGCUUACCACGGCCUCAGCGACGACACGCUGAAGCACCUGCCCGGCCCCGGCAAUGACUUCGACAUCAAAAAGGGCGCCCUGCUGGCGCCCAUCCUGGUGCCCAGGGUAUCCGGCACCGAGGGCAAUGCUGCCGUGCGCCAGCACUUUCUCGACUUCUUCAAGUCGCACCUGCCCGAGUGGAAGCUAACGAUGCACAACUCGACGUCGACGACGCCCGUCAGCAAGGGCAAGGAGGUGCCGUUUGUCAACAUCAUUGCCACGCGCGACCCCCCCGGCAGCAUGGAGGGCGACGUGUCCAGACUGGCGCUGGUCGCCCACUACGACAGCAAGUACACGCCCGCCGGCUUCAUCGGCGCCACGGACAGCGCCGCGCCGUGCGCAAUGAUCAUGCACGUGGUGCGCAGCAUCGACGCUGCCCUCACCAAAAAAUGGGCCGCGGCGAAAAAGGACGACUUCGAAGUGGAGCACAGGGGCGUCCAGGUGCUGCUGCUCGACGGCGAAGAGGCCUUCAAGAGCUGGACCGACACCGACAGUCUCUAUGGCGCAAGGGCUCUGGCCGAGGACUGGGAGGGGACCUUCCAUGCCGCUCAAUCCAUUUAUCGCACGCCUCUCGAUUCGAUCGAGCUGUUCGUCUUGCUUGAUCUACUGGGCGCCAAGAACCCCAGCAUCCCCUCCUACUUUAUGACGACGCACUGGGCAUACCAGCACAUGGCAAAGGCCGAGGAGCGCUUGCGAAAGCUCGGCCUGAUGAAGUCGUCUCCUAACCACCAGUCCAAGAUGGCUACGCGCGAGGACAGGAAGCCUCGCGCCGAGCAGCCUUUUCUGCCCGAGGCGGACAAAGCCAGCAGUGCCUUCAUGGGUGGCUUCGUCCAGGACGACCAUGUUCCCUUCAUGGCUCGCGGCGUUGAGAUCCUGCACAUGAUUCCCACGCCCUUUCCAAGGGUAUGGCACACAAUGGAAGAUGAUGGAGAGCAUCUCGACCUGGAUACCGUUGAGGACUGGACAAAACUCGUCCUAGCUUUCACCGCCGAAUACAUGGAGCUCGAAGGCUUCUUUGACUUCAAGGCGGAGAAGCGGAAGGCGGAUGGAGAAAAGUCGGAACUGUAA
Exserohilum turcica Et28A is the source of this 1161-nucleotide messenger RNA. RefSeq lists its product as uncharacterized. The record is from RefSeq and is a predicted model, not a curated record. The transcript is spliced from 2 exons. Gene Ontology annotation, molecular function: zinc ion binding; glutaminyl-peptide cyclotransferase activity. NCBI's taxonomy places the organism in Eukaryota, Fungi, Ascomycota, Dothideomycetes, Pleosporales, Pleosporaceae. The coding region runs from base 1 to 1161 and encodes 386 amino acids.